Messenger RNA from Candida tropicalis MYA-3404, 3498 nucleotides. RefSeq names its product condensin subunit (gene YCS4). The record is from RefSeq and is a predicted model, not a curated record. The transcript has a single exon. NCBI's taxonomy places the organism in Eukaryota, Fungi, Ascomycota, Pichiomycetes, Serinales, Debaryomycetaceae. Gene Ontology annotation, biological process: mitotic cell cycle; meiotic chromosome condensation; mitotic chromosome condensation. Gene Ontology annotation, cellular component: condensed chromosome, centromeric region; nucleus. Gene Ontology annotation, molecular function: histone binding. Bases 1 to 3498 code for a protein of 1165 amino acids.
AUGGAUUUCACACUUGCAUCUUAUUUCAACGCGUUUGAUGUUGAUAAGGAUUACGAAGUUGAAUUUUCCAACGUAGAUUCCAAAUUAGAAUCAAUCACUGAUUCAUUGGCAAACAACCCAGAAUCAUUGAAUUUCAACAAUGAGUUAUUUGAAGACGUUCUUGAGUUAGUUCAUGGAUUCAGAGUUUUACAAGAUAAACAAUGCCAUCAAGUAGCAUAUCUUGUGACUUCAUCAUUCAAUACCAUCGGUCAAACCUUUGAUACAGCAAUACGAAGUGGUGAUUUCCUUGAUAACAUUGACACAAUCAAAUCAACUUUAGAAAAAUAUGGGUAUCUUAUGUUCGUUCUUAUUAAAUAUCUUGGAAAACAGGACUUUUCACAAAUUGGAAAUGCCAGGUCUCAAAAGUCCGUGCCUCGUGAAUUGUCUGCAAAAUGGAAAUCCAACUGUACUGAAGUCGAAAAUGGAUUGUCUGCCAUUGGAACGAUUUUGAGUAUGGAUCUCAGUAAAAUAUUUGUAACAACCCCUGAAAGAGAUGCUUAUAUCGAGUUAUUUUCAAGACCAAUAGUUAAUUUAAUGGAAAGUCCAGAGAGAAUGAAGUUAGUUCCCAUUAGGAUGUUGAUUUUUAAAGUCUUAUGUGUUGCCGUUACCAAACAUGGUCAUGGUACAAUGCUUCAGCAUUCAAUAAUUCAAUGUCUAACCUAUUAUGCCCAUUUACCUCAAUAUAUGGCUGCGUUAUUACAUACAUUGACAGACAAAUAUGAUUAUAUGACUUUGACUGAAGAUGUUUUACGUGAAAUUUCUCAAACACAUUUCAAUUCUAACGAUACAACCGGUCCUAAGGCAGUGUCAGAAUUUCUUAUUAGAUUAUCAGAGUUGAGUCCCAAAUUAAUCUUAAGACAGAUGACGAGUAUUUCCCAGUUGUUGGACAAUAGUAACCAAACAUUAAGAUGCUCUGUGGUGGAAGCAUGUGGGAAUAUUGUCGUUGAUAUGAUCAAGAGUAGCAACAAAGAACAAGAUGAAAAUGAAGAUACACACAAUUACAGUCAACAGGUUGCCAAACUUUUGGAUCUACUAGAGGAACGAUUUUUGGAUCAGAACCCAUAUGUACGUACCAAGGCAUUCCAAGCCUUGACUAAAGUAGCUGAUUUAAAGGUUAAGUUGACAGAAAGAAGACAAUCAAUGAUGAUGGCUGCAGUAAGGUCAUUAGAUGAUAAAAGUGCUUUAGUUAGAAGAAACGUCAUUAAGUUAAUGUCCAAAUUGAUUUUAAAACACCAGUUUCAAGGCUCUCAUGGUACACAAUUGAAAUUGAGUUUCUGGAAACAGAAAUUAGAUGAAGCAGAAGCAGAGUUGUUAAAAUAUAUUCCACCUUCUAAUUCCCCUAUUAAAGGACGCUCCAAUGCAGAUUCCAACGAAAUCGAGUUAGAUGCAGUUGAAGAGAGCAAAGAUGAAGACGAACAAAGUGAACAUUCGGAUAAAGAAAAUGAAGGCGAGGACGGCAGUGAGAAACCACCAGAUGAGGUACAAGAUGAAGACAAUGAAGAAGAGGAAACUGGUACGAUAUCUAUGUUGGAAGAGAACUUACCUGAUGUUACAGUUUUGGCAAGAGCUAAAUUGACAGCUAAUUAUUGCAAAGAUGCUGUUGAUUUCAUAGAAGCUGUGCAUCAUGGUACUGAUGUAAUUUCGAGAUUAUUAUUCUCAAAGAAUCGAAAUGAGGCUAUUGAUGCCAUGGAUUUCCUUGUUUUGGCAGAUGCAUAUGGUAUCGAAAAUGCUCAGAUAGGAAUUCGGAAGAUGUUACAUUUAGUAUGGAUGAAGGGAUCCAGUGAUGAAGGAAAAUCUGUUGCUUCUCAUUUGAUUGAUUGUUAUAAGCAUUUAUUUUUGAUUGCUCCUGAUUCUGCGAGCCGAAUGGAAAAGGCUGCUUAUAUUGCCAAGAAUUUAAUCGGAUUAACUUACAGUGCCUCAGUAGCGGAUUUAGCAUCUUUGGAGAAAUUGUUAGGAUUGAUGUAUGCUUCCAUGAUGAUUAACUUUGAAGUCAUAAAUGUUCUAUGGCAAAUCUAUAGUAUAAAUGAGGAAAGCGAGGAAAUGAAAAGCAAACGAAGAGGUGCUAUAAUUGUCUUGGGAAUGCUUGCUCUUGAAGACAAUCAAAUUGCGGUUAAAGGAUUUGAUGCUUUGUUGAAUAUUGGUCUUGGUGACGCAGGAAAAGAUGAUUUGAUGCUUGCAAGAUACACAUGUAUUGCUUUACAAAGAGUUGUUCCAACGAGUACCAAACGAAACUCCACUGCUAUCAGAAUUCCAAAUGAAGAGGAGGCAAUUGAAAAAUUGAAAUUGAUAUUAAUUGCAUACAACGAUAAGCCUGAAUGGUAUUCAUUAACAGAACAAGCCAUUUCUGCAAUUUAUCAAAUAGCAUCUAAACCAGAUCAAAUAUGCUCUGAUAUCAUAAAGGAGAAAUCAAUCGCAGUAUUUGGCAAAAAUCGUUCACCAACAGAAAAUCAAGCCAUUGCAUUGUCUCAGUUGUUAUUUAUAGUUGGUCACAUUGCCUUGAAAUCCAUAGUUUAUCUUGAAAAGCUUGAGGGGGAAUUCAAGAAGAAGAAGCAUGAUGCUGAGACAAAUAAGGGUACUGGCUCUAAAGGAUCAUCAACAAAUAAUGGUCAAGAAGCAGAAGGCGAAAAUGAAUUGGAAAUGAUUGGUGGUACUUCAGAAGAUGAUUUUGCAGACGCAGUUGUUCAUGUGAAGGAAAGAGAAAUACUUUAUGGAGAAACAUCUUUAUUGGCCAAGUUUGGACCCUUGGUGAAAGAUAUUUGUGCUCAUUCUAAACAGUACAGAAAUAAAACUUUACAGAGAUCAGCUGUUUUGUGUCUCGUGAAAUUAAUGUGUGUCUCUUCUAUAUAUUGUGAAGAGAAUUUACCUUUAUUGCUUCAAAUUAUGGAGAAUUCAAAGGAUCCAAUAAUAAGAUGUAAUUGUGUUUUGGGAUUGGGAGAUAUGGCGGUUUGUUUCAACAAUAUUGUCGAUGAGAAUACAGACUCCAUUUACCGUCGUUUAACUGAUAAGAGUCUUAUGGUUCAACGAACUUGUUUGAUGACAGUCACAUUCUUAAUUUUGGCAGGGCAAGUGAAGGUCAAAGGUCAAUUAUCAUCGAUGGCUAAAUGUUUGGAGAAUCCAGAUCAAGGAAUCAGUGAUAUGUGUAGACUAUUCUUUACUGAAUUGUCAACGAAAGAUAAUGCUAUCUAUAAUGGGUUCAUUGAUAUUUUCAGUGGGUUAUCUCAUGAUGCAAGCUUGUCUAAGGAUGCAUUUAAGAGAAUCAUCAAGUUUUUGGUAGGGUUCAUUGACAAAGAAAGACAUCAAAAACAAUUGGCUGAGAAGUUAUUGGCAAGAUUACCUAAAUGUGAACUGGAAAGUCAAUGGCAAGAUGUGGCAUUCGUAUUGAACACCAUUGCAUACAAGAAUGAUGCUAUAACAAGUGCAUUGGAUGAAGGAUUCAAAUUGGUUCUGGCUAAGCAAUGA